Aspergillus steynii IBT 23096 is the source of this 2013-nucleotide messenger RNA. Its product is annotated as sugar transporter. NCBI's taxonomy places the organism in Eukaryota, Fungi, Ascomycota, Eurotiomycetes, Eurotiales, Aspergillaceae. The transcript has 2 exons. Gene Ontology annotation, cellular component: membrane. Gene Ontology annotation, biological process: carbohydrate transport; transmembrane transport. Gene Ontology annotation, molecular function: carbohydrate:proton symporter activity. The coding region runs from base 417 to 1973 and encodes 518 amino acids. The record is from RefSeq and is a predicted model, not a curated record.
GUCCGAUUCUCAGUUCUCGCUGGCCAAAAACUCGCCAAUACAAGACGUCCGUUUCUCCUUUUCUCCUUUUCUCCGUUUCUCCGCGUUGGUCUCCCCACAGCUUCCCCCGAUUCUCCACAACGUCUUGCGUUUCCCCGACUUUUCGGGUUCGCGGGGGCCGGCAUGACGGUUAAUGGCUUCACGGCAUAGAGUGGAUGUUCAUGCAAGGUCAUCUGAUUUGCCUGUCUAGGGCAUUGGACUAAAGAGCACUUUGAUCUGGCCGAUUAUUUCCGGCAUAUUACGUCGGUUGUUACGAUGGGCAUAAGUAGCAGCCUAUAGUCACACCACCGGGCUAGUUUUGAAAAUUUUUGAUUUCGACCGCACGAUUGGGACUCAUUUUCUCUGACCUCGUUCAUUAUACCCUAUACUCCGGCAAUAUGGGCACCACGACUAAGGAACGCGCUGAGGAUGCUGGAGACAUCCAGACGUCUGCGGCCACCCCUUCCGGCCCAGCAUGGUAUCGCCAGAAACAUCUCCUUCACCUCAACUUCAUCAUCUUCUCGCUCAUAAUGUUCUCAUCUGCAAACGGAUUCGACGGUACCCUCAUGAACGGUCUUCAAGCCUUGGACCAAUGGAAUGAAUUCAUGGAUAAUCCUACUGGUCCAUGGCUGGGAUGGUUGAAUGGCAUAUACUGGUUAGGAUCAGGGAUUGGGUACCCUACCGCUGCCUGGAUUGCCAACCGAUGGGGACGGAAACCUAGCAUCUAUGUGGGCUAUGUCUUCCUGGUCCUUGGAAGCGUUCUGCAGGCGGCAGCAAACAACGAUAUCGCCUUCCUCAUGGCUAGACUGUUCAUUGGUGUUUCCUCGGCUAUGUUCGGAAACGCAGCCCCUCUCCUCGUCAACGAAAUUGCCCAUCCGUAUCAUCGAAGCAUCGUCAACUCUCUGUACAUGUCAGGCUGGUAUGUCGGUGGUACGGUUGCCGGCUGGAUUAUCUUCGCCUCUCGCACCUACGGUUCAUCGUGGGCCUGGCGGUUGCCGUCCCUUUUGCAGAUUCUUGUGCCCCUGGUCGCCCUUCCUGGAUUCCUCAUUGCCCCCGAGAGCCCUCGGUGGUUGAUUUCAAUUGGACGUGAAGAGGAGGCGAGGGACCUCUUGAUUAAGCACCACGCUGCCGGCGAUCGUUCGUCAGCGUUGGUCGCAGAGGAGUUCAGGGAAAUUGCCACGGCAAUUCACAACGAGCAAGAGGCCAAUAGCACCUCCAGCUACGCGGAAAUGCUCAAGUCCCCUGGCAACCGUCGUCGGUUGUUUAUUUCCGUCACUCUGGGUAUCUUCUCCCAAUGGGCCGGUAACGGCGUCGUUUCUUACUAUCUCGCCCUGAUCCUGGAUAGCGUCGGUGUCGGCAGCUCGCGGGACCAGACCCUCAUCUCCGCGUGCAUGCAGAUGUGGAACCUCAUCUUUGCCACGAUGGGUGCUUUCUUAACCGAUAAACUUGGUCGUCGUCCUUUGUUCAUGGCGUCUGCGGCAACCAUGUUCAUCAGUUUCGUGCUGGUCACAGCCCUGUCGGGAUCCUUCGCCGAGACUGGUAAUACGGCUACUGGUGCUGCUGUCAUCCCGUUUCUCUUUACUUUCUUUGCUGGAUACUGCAUUGCUCUAACACCCUUCCUCACCGGAUACCCCUGCGAAAUCUGGCCCUUCCGUCUACGAGCCCGCGGUCUCACCGUGACAUGGGUGGCUGCCAUUUGCGCCAUCUUCUUCAACACCUUCGUCAACCCCAUCGCGUUGGAGGAAAUCGCCUGGAAAUACUACAUCGUUUUCAUUGUGGUGCUGAUGGUCUUUGGCGUCACGGCCUAUUUCUUCUACCCCGAGACAAACGGAUAUAGCUUGGAACAGAUGGCGGUCAUCUUUGAUGGGCCUGGUGCCGGGGGCGACAAGACAUUCGAGAUGGAUGCGGGCGAGAAGAGGCAGGCAUCAUCGAGUGUACAUCAGGAGGUGGUUUAGGUUGAUCAGCUUGGGAGGGAAGUGGUUGGGAUGUGUAAAU